Messenger RNA from Mesoplodon densirostris (Blainville's beaked whale), 1847 nucleotides. It is a transcript of the gene ALDH7A1, whose product is annotated as aldehyde dehydrogenase 7 family member A1. The coding region runs from base 10 to 1629 and encodes 539 amino acids. NCBI's taxonomy places the organism in Eukaryota, Metazoa, Chordata, Mammalia, Artiodactyla, Ziphiidae. The transcript is spliced from 18 exons. Gene Ontology annotation, molecular function: aldehyde dehydrogenase (NAD+) activity. The record is from RefSeq and is a predicted model, not a curated record.
UGGUUCAGUAUGUGGCGUGUUCCCUGUCGGCUGUGCGUGUACGUCGCAAGGAAGAGCAAGCUCACGGGACCUUUGAACAGGCCUGCCGCCUUCAUGUCCACUCUGCUCAUCAAUCAGCCCCAGUAUGCUUGGCUCAAGGAGCUGGGGCUCCGCGAGGAAAACGAGGGCGUGUAUAAUGGAAGCUGGGGAGGCCGGGGAGAGGUUAUCACCACCUAUUGUCCUGCUAACAAUGAGCCGAUAGCGAGAGUCCGACAGGCCAGCAUGGCUGACUAUGAAGAAACUGUAAAGGAAGCAAGAGAAGCAUGGAGAAUCUGGGCAGAUAUUCCUGCUCCAAAGCGAGGAGAAGUAGUGAGACAGAUUGGUGAUGCCUUGCGGGAGAAGAUCCAAGUACUAGGAAGCUUGGUGUCUUUGGAGAUGGGGAAGAUCUUAGUGGAAGGUGUGGGAGAAGUUCAAGAGUACGUGGAUAUUUGUGAUUAUGCUGUUGGCUUAUCUCGGAUGAUUGGGGGACCCAUCCUGCCUUCUGAAAGACCUGGCCAUGCGCUCAUUGAACAGUGGAAUCCUGUAGGCCUGGUUGGAAUCAUAACUGCGUUCAACUUCCCUGUGGCGGUGUAUGGCUGGAACAAUGCCAUCGCCAUGAUCUGUGGGAAUGCCUGCCUUUGGAAAGGAGCUCCAACAACUUCUCUCAUUAGUGUAGCUGUCACAAAGAUAAUAGCCAAGGUUCUGGAGGACAACAAGCUGCCUGGUGCGAUUUGUUCCUUGACUUGUGGUGGAGCGGAUAUUGGCACAGCCAUGGCCAAAGAUGAGCGAAUGAACCUGCUGUCCUUCACUGGGAGCACUCAGGUGGGAAAACAAGUGGCUCUUAUGGUGCAGGAGAGGUUUGGGAGAAGUUUAUUAGAACUUGGAGGAAACAAUGCAAUUAUAGCUUUUGAGGAUUCGGACCUCAGCUUAGUCGUUCCCUCAGCUCUCUUUGCAGCCGUGGGGACAGCCGGCCAGAGGUGUACCACUGCGAGGCGCCUGUUUUUACAUGAAAGCAUUCAUGAUGAAGUUGUUAAUAGACUUAAAAAGGCCUAUGCACAGGUCCGUGUUGGGAACCCAUGGGACUCUAAUGUUCUCUAUGGGCCACUCCACACCAAACAGGCAGUGAGCAUGUUUCUUGGAGCAGUGGAGGAAGCAAAGAAAGAAGGUGGCACCGUGGUCUAUGGUGGCAAGGUUAUGGAUCGCCCUGGAAAUUAUGUAGAACCGACAAUUGUGACAGGCCUUGACCACAACGCGCCCAUUGUACACACAGAGACUUUUGCCCCAAUUCUUUAUGUCUUUAAAUUCAAGAAUGAAGACGAGGUCUUUGCAUGGAAUAAUGAAGUAAAACAGGGACUUUCAAGUAGCAUAUUUACCAAGGAUUUGGGCAGAAUCUUUCGCUGGCUUGGCCCAAAAGGAUCAGACUGUGGCAUUGUAAACAUCAACAUUCCAACGAGUGGGGCUGAGAUUGGAGGUGCAUUUGGAGGAGAGAAGCACACUGGCGGUGGCAGGGAGUCUGGUAGUGAUGCCUGGAAACAGUACAUGAGAAGAUCUACUUGUACCAUCAACUACAGUAAGGACCUGCCUCUGGCCCAAGGAAUCAAGUUUCAGUAAAGUUGCUUUCAGCUGACAUUUCAAGGGUUUCAGGCAUUGUUGCAUCUCUUUCUUCUGAAGAAGACGAAGAAAAUUACUAUUUGCCUUGAAUAAAUGGAUCAUUUUGAAUUUGACAGUGGUUAAUCCCUUAUGCUUCUGAAGCCUAAAUCAAGAGACUUUUUUUAAAAAUAAAAAUUUUCAUGUCAUAACCUUAAGUAAUAAAAGAUAGAUUAGAUGGA